AUGUCUAUCAAGGAAGUCCCCGACAGCAACAAGUUGUUCUCCGAUGUUGUGUUUCAACGCGAAAACGCGCACAUUGCCAGCGAAUGGCAGCGCAUUACAGAGGUCUACCCAGCUGGCCUGAACCAGCCGCUGCUGCCCGAGGUUUUCUCGCGUGAGCAGUUUGGCCAAGGCAACCACUACGAGUGCUUCAUGAUCUCUGCCCUCGCAACGCUUGUGCGCUUCCCUGAUGUGAUCCGCAACUGCUUUGUGACCCAGAAAGUGCGCCAGGAUGGCCGCUACACGUUCCAGUUCUUCCGCGGGCGGGAGUGGGUGAGGGUCGAGAUCGACGACACAAUUCCCAUGGAGGACGGCGAGGUGCUCUACCUUCGGUCCCCGACGGAGCACUGGUGGCCGCUGCUGCUGGAGAAGGCGUACGCGAAGUUCUACACCGCCUACGACCAUCUCGAGGGCUGCACACUGCAGGAGACCUUCCACGACCUGACUGGCAACCCGGUGCUGAACAUCCCCAUGGACGCCAAGCUGGCUAAGGCGGCAGGAGCCGAGGUUACGGAGGGCUUUUACUGGCUGGACUUGGCGCAGCGCAUACACUCUGGACAGUUUGUGGCAUCAGUACUUACCAAAGAUAUCGAGCUCGAGACGAUGGGUCUGCAGCGAGAACAACAGUACGGCAUCCUUGAGAUAUUCUCGCUGACCGGCACCUCCUCUAUCAAUGACAUCGUUAUUCGCCUGCACAACCCCUUCGAGGACGAGGAGUACCUCUACAAGGGUCCACUGAACUCAAAGGAUACGACCUGGGAUGCGAAGCAACGCGCCAAGCAUGAUGUCGACGACGAGCGGUCUAUUUUUCUGCCUCUGAACACCUUUCUGAAGAUCAUGAACUCCGUGCAGCUAUGCUACAUCACCACCGUUGCCUCGGAUGCGACGUAUUUUGAGGACGAGUGGAAGGGUGAGUCGGCCGGCGGCAACCCCACCAGCGUGUCGUGGCGCAAAAAUCCCCUUUAUUUUGUGUGCAACAGCGGUAGUACCGCUCUCGAGGUGGUGGUGAUCAUUAAACAGGAGGACCAGCGCCGUUUCAUGUCCCUAACUGAGAUGACAAAGUAUCUCCAGUGUGGCAUGGUGCUCAUCCACUACUCGUACGCCAACCCGAUCCCCACCUUCUGGGUCACGGGCAACAACCACAAGCCCAUCCACAAGAGCCUCUUCCUCAACUCGCGUGAGGUGGCUAAUACCAUGACGAUUCCCCCCAACUCGUUGUGUUAUCUUGUCCCCUCCUGCAUGCACAAGGGUGUUGAUGGCCCCUUCUCCCUCGCCCUAUACCGCAUGAAGGAUGUCGACUACAGCGACUUGACCAUCACGAAGCUGGCCAUUCCGAGCAUGAACUGGUCCAGCCCCGCUACCAAGAAUGUGGAGCUGUGCCAGAAGGAGAAGGACCGGGUCGACUUCUACGUUGAUGAAGCCACCGAUGUACACAUUCUUCUCCACCAAACAAAGCCCUACGUCAGCAAGUCGGGCGGCGACGCCAUGACGGAGGAUUACAUGGGUAUGUACCUCUACGACGACACGGACCGCAAGGUGGCGGGCGUGCACGCCGCGACGAACUUCCGCGAGAUCAGCGCCAUCCACCGCCUUCCUCGGAGUGGUCGGUAUGCCAUCUCGAUCACGUGUCCUCGCGGAAAGGGCGACGUGCCGGCCUACAUUACCAUUAUUGGGUCGCACGCGUCGAACGUGCGCAUUGUCGACCCGCCUGAGGACGCCACGAUGUUUGACGAUGAGGACAUCAUCGACGAAGGCGAAGACGCCGCGCUGGAGCACAACCCGGUCGACUACACCCCCGUCGUGUUCGAUGCCGCGCGCCACGGCGAGCAGGUGGAAAGCGACUCGCCUUUUGAGGACAAGCGCUUCUACAUGGACAACCGCGGCGCGACCAGCGAUCCGUGGGUGCACAUCGGCGACCUGUACCCUGAAGGCAAGACCGUGCCGCUGUUGCCGAACGAGCUGAGGCGGGACCAGUUCGGGCAGGGCGACCACUACGACUGCAGUACGCUGACGGCGUUCGCGGCACUGCUGGAACGCCACCCCGACGUGAUCCGCAACUGCUUCGUCUCGAAGAACCCGCGCAAGGACGGCCGCUACACGUUCCAGUUCCACCGCUACGGGCAGUGGGUGAAGGUGGAGAUCGACGACCGCAUUCCGAUGGUGAAGGACGACACGGUGUUUUGCCGCUCGCCGACCCACCACUGGUGGCCGCUGCUGCUGGAGAAGGCGUACGCGAAGUUCUACACACUGUAUGAGAACUUGGCGGGCUGCUCGCUCGCUGAGGUCUUCCACGAUUUCUCCGGCCGUCCUGUCGUUUUCAUACCUAUGGAGGCGGAGAAGGCGAAGGUGGUCAACUACGACAUCAAGAGUGUUCAGUUCUGGCGUGACCUGAAUAGUGAGCUCGAUCAGACUGCGCUGGCUGCGUUGGCGUUGGGCGAGCAGGCUGAGCAGUACGGUCUACACCACGAAGGCAGCUACGCGGUGCUGGGCUUCAUCGAAGCACGCAAUGCCAUCGACCUUACUCCUGCGGAUGUGCUUGUGAAGAUGUACAACCCGUAUGAGGACUCGCCGUACUCGGGUCCUAUGCACAAAGACGACCCGAGCUGGAUGUCGGAGAUGCGUUCAAUCUGCAACCCGGAGCAGCAGAGCGUCUUCUAUAUUCCUGCCAACGCCUUCCUUGAUGUGUUCGCGAACAUGCAGCAGGUGUACAUUAAGGGCCCGCUGGAACCGUGCCAGAACUUCAACAGUGAGUGGGGAGACUCCACCAACGGCGGAAACGUUUCGCUUGUGACGUGGCGUGAGAACCCGCUUUAUGUGGUGCGUAACGAUUCGGAGGACCCGGUGCAAAUCAUUGGCAUGAUCCGGCAGCCGGAUCAGCGACACCUGCUGCAUCGCCAGACAAAUCACGAGCUGAACUAUGUGCAAUGUGCGCUUGUCGUUGCGAAGAGCCUUAGUGCCGAGCGCAUCCCCACGUACCUGGUUACUGGCAACAACCACCGCCGCCUGCGCUCUGGCCUGUAUCUGCAUAACCGUGAGGUGGCUGAUGUCAUGACGAUCCCUGGAGACUCGCUGUGCUACCUCGUUCCCACUGGCAUGCAACGCGACAAGGGUAAGUUCAUCUUCUCCUACUGGUUUCUGCGAAAGGGCGACAAAGAUAAGUUGGACAUCAGGCGUCUUAACACGGACGUGGCGCGCCAACUACCGGCCAUCGCGCACGUGAACCUGAUCAACAAGAGCCAUGCACGCGUGGACAUCCUUGUCGAUGUGCCGACCGACCUCCACAUUCUGCUGAAGCAAGAAAAGCCGUUCAGGCACGCGAACGGCGGUGAUGCGAUUGCGCAGGACUUUCUCUCAGUGUAUCUGUACGAUUCCAACGACAAGCGCAUCAGCCCCAGUACGCAGGCGACGAACAAUCGCGAAAUCGGCCUUGUGCAGCACGUAAGCAAACCGGGCCGCUACACCAUUGGCGUGAACUGCACCUCUGGCACGGGAGAUGUACCAUGCACAGUGAAGGUUGUCGCGCACGAGCGCGCGCACGUCCGCAUCACCGAGCCUCCUGAGAAUGCACGCGAGCUCGGCGAGCUGGACCUUUCCUUCCUCAACCCCGAGCCGGAAGGAGUACCACUGGUGGACCUCCCGCUUGACGAAGACCUAAAGUUUCAGGAGCAGCUGGAUGCGCUGAAGCGUCUGUAUCACAAGCCGCACAGAAAUGAGGAUGAGAUUCUGGCGCUGGAGCGCAAGAUGAAUGCCCGUGCGCACGAGCUAGCGAGGGCCCUGUUGGGCAAGGAGCGGUGGAAGUACUUGGCUGGACAAGACAUUGAGAAGCUGGCCCCACUCUUGGACAGUGACCCAGACUACAUGAACGCUGAGCGUGAGCGCCAUAACCUCAAGAAGGACCCGCGAAACGCCAGCAGGGUGCGCGAGGUCGAGGAAGAAUUGCGGGACCGCGCUACUGCCCUGGCCGACUCCACAGUUGGCAUCGAACUGGGCUUCAUGGACCUCGAAUACGAGGGUAUUCCGCGUGACGACAUUGAGCUACUGAACGACUAUGCCUUCGAGGAAAUGGCGAAAGCGCGCGCUGGCUUGCUGAACGACCCCGCCGCCAACGCGCGCAAGAUAAACGACAUGGAGGACAGGAUGCAUGAUCGCGCCACCGAGAUGGCGAAAGACAUGCAUAAGAGAGAGCGCGUCUACCUGGACCCCGAGCCGGAGGGUGUUCCGCUCGACCUGCUUCCUCUGAACGAGGACGAGGGGUUUAGUCGAUUGGAGGAUGAUUUGCGCGCUCUCACUCGCAAGCCGAAGCGAGACGCGAAGGCGAUGAAGGACCUUCAGGUCAAGCUCAAUGGCCGUGCGCAUGAACUGGCUGCGGAGCUGAAGAGUGAUGAGCGGGAGCUCUUCCUGGACCCCGCGCCGCUUGGCAUUCUGGUGGCAGAUCUUCCCCUUGAUACCGAUCCGGAGUUUCAUGCGAAGGAAAUUGAGCGUCUGCAGCUGCGCAAGGAGGACCCUCUGGGCAACCGCGACGACAUCAAGGCAUUCGAGGAUGAACUGAAUGACCGAGCUCGCGAGCUGGCCAAAGACCAGCAAGCAAAUCAGCGCGCCUUCCUGGAGCAGGACCCGUACGGUAUGCCGCUGGAGAAGCUGUGUCUGGACUACAACGAUGACUUCCUCAGGAAGGAGAAGGACCUGCGUGCGCUGCAGAAGGACCCGCGCCACAAUGCCAAGGUAAUCAAUGACCUGAAGGGCGAUAUGCGCGACAUGGUGGAGACCUUGGCGGCUGCCGAGGCGGCGCGUGACCGCAGCUUCCUCGACCCUGAAGUGGAAGGCCGCCUCGUGCAGAAUCUCCCGCUCUGUGGCAACACGGAGUUCAAGGACCUUGACACGAAGCGCCGCCGUGCACUUAGCCGUGGCGGAGACACGAGCAGGGUGCCGGUUAUGGAAGACCGCAUGAACGACAUUGCGCUCGAGAUCGCGCACAACAUGAACGCCGCUGAACGACCGGACUACAUGGACACCGCGUACAAGGGUAUCCCGGUGGCGGAUCUGGGGUUGGAUGAGGAUCAGCUGUUCCGUUCUUUGGAGGUAAAGCGGCAGCAGCAGAAGCAAGACACGCGCCGCAAUGCGCGCGGCAUCGCAGAGACAGAGCAAGAGUUGAAUGACCGCGCAAUGGAGCUGGCGACGGAAAAGCUGAAGGGUGACCGCAACUAUCUCGAUCCCGAGCCGGAGGGCGUGCCGCUGCGUCUUGUCCUGCUGGACACGGAUUCUGCAUUCGCCGAGAUGGAAGCGCAGCGUGUGAAGCUGAAGAAGGACUUGCGCCGCAACAUGAAGCCGAUCGCGGACAUUGAAAAUCAGCUCAACGACCGCGCGCACGAGCUUGCCAAGGCACUGAAGGAGAAGGAGCGGCCCAGGUUCCUGGACGCCCGGUUCAGUGGUAUUCCCUACGCAGAGCUCCCGCUGAACGAGGAUCAACCGUUCCGAGACAUGGAGGUGCAGCGUCUGCUGCUGAAGGAGCAGCCGCAUCGGAACGCGACGGCGAUCCAGGAUCUCGAGGAGGCGCUGAACGACCGUGCCGGCGAGCUCGGCAAGGAGAAGCUGGCCAAGGAGCGCGCCUUCCUCGACCCUUGCCCGCUCGGCAUUCCUCUGGAGGAGCUGCCGCUGGACCUCACGCCGGUCUACCUCGCUAAAGAAGAGCGCCUCCGCCUCCUCAGCAAGGAUCCUUACAAGAACGCGGCGGCGAUUAAGGCAUUACAGGGUGAGAUGCACGACAUGGUGAACGCUCUGGCGGCUGAGGAGCUGGAUAAGAUGCGCACCUUCCUUGACCCCGAGCCGGAGGGCCGCUUAGUCGAGAGCCUGCCGCUGAACGACGACCCGCAGUUUCACAAGCUGGAGGCGCAGUACCGUGAUCUGAAGAAGAGCCCGAAGGCCAACCCGCAGGACCUGGCGGACUGCGAAGAGCUUAUGAACGACCGUGCGCAUGAGUUGGCCAAGGGCCUGAACCGCAAGGAGCGCCCCACCUUUAUGAGUUUGUUGCCGAAGGGCGUACCCCUCGAGGAGCUACCGCUUGACACGGACGAGGAGUUUAGCAACCUAGAGGCGCAGCGUGCACGCCUCAUGCGGCAGCCUGCAAAAAACAAGAAAGCGAUCGUCGAAAUCGAGGAUGCUCUCAAUCUGCGAGCCGAGGAGCUGGCGCAGGAGAAGAUUCAGGCUGACCGUGCCUUCAUGGAGGAGGCCCCGCAAAACAUCCCACUGAAGUACAUCCCGCUGGACAAGGACAAGGAGUUUGGCAAAAUGGAGGCGCAGCGCAUGGCACUCCGCACACAGGGCCAGGGAGCACGUGCGCCAAACCCGAAGGUGCGUGAACUGGAGGAUGCGAUGAACGCGCACGCGAACGAGAUGGCGAAGAUGUUGAAGCAGCAAGUGCGCGCGAACGUGCUGCCGCCGCGGGUUGGCGGCAUUGCGCGCGAGGCGCUACAGCUUGACGACGACGUGCCGUUCACAGAUUUAGAAGUGGCACACAUUGCAGCCAACGGUGACGGCGAUCUCGACAAGGGGCACGACCUCGGUGACGCCAUGCAGAAGCGCGCUGCCGACGUAGCAGCGAAGCUGCGUGGAGAGGAACGUGCGAAUCUCGGAAACCCGCUCGGUUUCUCGCCGGAGGACCUUCCGCUGGAACGGAAUCCCGAGUACCUGCAGAAGGAGGCAGCACUGGUGGAGAUGCGGGCGAACCCGAAGAAGAACGCGCAGGCCAUCAAGGCCGCGGAGGGGGACCUGCACGCCUUGAUGAUGGAGAUGGCGAAGGAAAAGGCCGCGGAGGAGCGGGAGGACUACAUCGACCCCGAGCCGGAGGGUCGAAAGCUGAGCGGCCUCGGCCUCGACGACGAUCCGACGUUCGUCGGCAUUGAGGAGCAGUACCGCAAGUCCAAGAAGGACCCUUACGCCGAUCAGGACCGACUGCGUGACCUGGAACAGAUGAUGAAUGACCGCGCGCACGACCUAGCUAAGAUGAAGAAUGCCCAGGACCGCGACGUGUACCUUGACAGCGCCCCGCGCAAUGUACCGGUUGUUGAGCUGCCGCUCGACACCGAUGAAGAGUUUUGCCGGUUGGAGGCGCAGCGCGCGAAGCUGUGCCAGAACCCUGGGCGCAACGCGCAAGCUAUCCGAGACACAGAGGACGCCUUGAAUGAUCGCGCCGACGUGCUGGCUGCCGAGGCACUAAGGAAUGACCGCAUCUUCCUGGAGGCCGAACCGGAGGGUGUGUCGCAGCGGCAGUUACCGCUGGACGUGGACCAGACCUUUCGCACCCUCGAGAUGAAGCGCGCAGCUCUGAAGAGCGCCCAGUUCCGGGACGAUCGUGCCAUUCGCGCGGUGGAGGAGCAAAUGAACGACUACCUGCACAAAUUGGCGAGGGAUGUGAAGAAGGAUGCCCGGUGCGACAUGGAGGCGGACUCUCUCGGCAUUCCGCUGGAGGACCUGAACCCCUACCUAGACGAAGACCCACGUUUUCACGAGCUGGAGGACAUGUACCGCGACGCGAAGAAAAACCCGAGCAAGGCAAAGAUGGCGUCGCAGUUGCUCGACCAGAUGAACGAGCGCGCGAAGGAGAUUGCUCAGGCGGUGCACGACGUGGAACGGCGCUCUCUGAACCAGCAUCCGAACGGCAUUCCACUCGAGGUACUGCCGCUCAAUAAAGACCCCGUCUUCAGGGCUCUCGAGAACGAGGCGCGCGCACUGCGUAAGGCGCCGAGCGACGGAAAGAAGAGCGCCGACAAGCUCGCCGACAUCGAGAAUCGCCUGAACGCGCGUGCCGAGGAGCUGGCAAACGCGGUCCGCAAGCAGUACGUGGAUGCCAUGGUGGAGGGUGUGCCAAUCGAGGUGCUCAAGCUUGGCGAUGACGCCUGCUUCGUGGACGCCGAGGAAAGCCUGCGCCGGCUGGAGAAAAACCCUGUUGCGAAUCGCCAGGGCAUCAAAGAUCUCAAGGACGAGCUCAACUCUAUGGCGCGCGAGAAGGUGAAGCGACUGCUGCAGAAUGACCGCGGCUACCUCGAUGAGAGGCCGGAGGGGGUGGAUCUUUGCCACGUCCCGCUGGACUUGGACCCCACAUUUCACGGCCUGGAGACGCGGCGUGCAAAGCUCAAGUCAGAGGACCCGCACGCCAACCAGAAGGCGAUUGCCGCGCUCGAAGGCCAGCUUAACGAUCGCGCCCGUGAACUGGCGAAGGAGGUGAAGGAGGGUGAAGUGCGCGCCCUCGAGCCGGACCCACACGGCAUUCCGUACGCUAUUAUUGUGCCACACAGCGACGAUGAAUUCGCGAAUCUCGCCAAACAGCUGCGUGACCUAAAAACAGACACAAAGCGCAAUGCGGCAGCCAUCAAGGAGACGAAUGAUCGAAUGAACAGCCGCGGCGCCGAGCUGGCGGAGGCGAUGCUGAAGCAGGAUCGCUCCUACCUGGAGCCGGAGCCGAAUGGCGUGCCGCUCAAGUACCUGCCGUUGGACUCGGACCCGCAGUUCAAUCGGAUGGAGGUUGAGCGUGCGAAGCUGAAGGCUCGAGACCCCGUGAAGAACGCCAAGAAGCUCCAGGAGCUCGAGGAUCAGCUGAACGCGCGGGCUGACCAGCUUGCCGAGGCCCAGAAGCAGGAGGACUUCCGCGGGCUUGACCCUAAGCCGGAGGGCGUUCCGCUCUUUGUGAUCGACCCGCACUCCGACGCGAAGUUCGCCGCGUACCUGCCGCAGUUGCGCGACAUGAAGGCGGAUCCGAGGACGCGGCCGGAGCAGCUUCAGCAGGUGGUAGACGCGAUGAACAGCCGUGCUCACGAGGUGGCUGGUGAGAAGCUGCGUGGCGAUCGCCUCACCUACCUGGAGGAAGCACCGAAGGGUGUUCCGCUCGAUCUGCUCCCGCUCGAUACGGACGCGCAGUACCACGACAUGGAAGUGCAACGCACUGUUCUGAAGACGCAGGACUCGCGUCGCAACGCUGCCAAGAUCAAGGACGCAGAGGAUCGCCUUCGGGAGCGCGCAAACGAGUUGGCGGAGCAGCAGCGCGCGAAGGACUUGGAGAACCUCGACCAGGUCCUGGAGGGACUGCCUAUUUCCCUGGUGAACCCCCACAACGACUCCGCGUUCGCGGAGAUGGUGAGUCAGCACAGGGAGCUUGCGAAGGACUCGAAGAAGAAUGCGCAUCUGUUGGCAAAGCUGGAGGAGCAGAUGAACAAUCACGCUCAUGAACUGGCUAAGGCAAUGCUUGGGCGUGACCACGAGUUCCUGGACGCUUCUCCACAGGGUGUUCCACUUGCGGAGCUACCGCUCGACAGAGAUCCGGAGUUCCACAGGCUAGAGGUGGAGCGGGCCAAGCUGAAGGCGCAGGAUACACGCCGCAACACCUCUAAGAUCAAAGAUGUCGAGAGUCAAAUGAAUAACCGCGCGCAUGAGUUGGCACGUGAGCAGCUUGCUGAGGACCUUCGCGGCGUCGACCCAUCCCCACGCGGUCUUCCGGUGGAGCUGCUGAACCCGCACGCCGAUUCCGAGUUUGCAGAAGCCGUAAAGCAGAUUCGCAAACUGAAGAAGGGCACCGUUGCCGACCAGAAGGCGCAGCAGGCGGCGUUGGACAAGAUGAACGACCGAGUGCGCGCUAUGGCAGAUGAGGCGAUGGACCGCGGCUACCUCGAUGCUGAGCCGGAGGGGGUGCCGCUUGCCGACCUACUACUCAGCAGCGAUCCGGAGUUUCAUGAUAUGGAGGUGGGGCGCGCCAGGCUGAAGCUAAGGGACCCGAAGCGCAAUGCACGCGCAAUCAAGGAUCUCGAGGAGCGGUUGAAUGACCACGCGCACGAGUUGGCGAGGAGGCAGCUGAAGGAAGACCUCUCUGGCUGCGACCCUGCCCCUGAGGGAAUCCCGCUGGCCCUACUGAAGCUCACUGAGGACCCAAAGAUUAUUGGCAUGAUCCCGCAGCUGCGCACGCUGAAAAAGGAUCCGAAGAUGAAUGCCGAUGCUAUCAAGAGCCUGGAGAACCAGAUGAACAGUCGCGCCUAUGAGCUGGCGGAUCAAUUGCUGGAGCGCGACCGCGCUUACCUCCAGCCGAAGCCGGAGGGUGUCGCGUUGGAGUACCUGCCGCUCGACAAGGACGAGGAAAUCGCCGAGCUGGAGGUAGAGCGGGCGAAGCUCAAGGCACAGGACCUGCGGCGCAACCAGCGCCGCAUCGCCGAUAUUGAGGACAGGCUCAACGACCGCGCGGCAGAACUGGCUGUGGUGAAGAAGGCGGAAGAACUUAGGCGCUUUCCACCCCAGUACAACGGUAUUGAGACGGCGGCGAUGAAGCCACACGACGAUGCUGAGUUUGCCGCCCUUGUCGACCAGCUGCGGAAGCUGGAGAAGGCCGGUAAGGGUGCUUCGCCUGAGGCACAGAAUGUGCUUAAGGAUAUGGAUACGCACCUAGCACAGUUGGCGAAGGAGAAGGUGGAGGGCGACCUGUGGUUCCUGGACAAGGAGCCGGAGGGGAUUCCGCUGGAAGAGGUGGGGGCAGAGUCGGACUCAACCUUCCAGCAGCUGCGGCACGAGCGUGCCAACCUCAAGGCAAAGGAUCCACUCAGUAACGCCGACAAGAUCAAGGGUAUUGAGGAGCAGAUGGGCGACCGCGCCCAGGAAUUGGCCAGGAAUCUGAAGGAAAGCGACUUCGAUGGUGUCGACCCGAACCCGCUGGGCAUUCCGCUGGAGCUGCUGCAGCCGCGCGAAGACCCGCAGGUGUCAAAUAUUCUGCCGGAGCUGCGUCGCGCCAAGAAGAACACACGUGACGCCCAGAAGGCGCAGGACCUGCUAAAUAAACUAAAUGGCCGCAUCCAUGAGCUGGCAAAGCAUGCAUUGAGUGGGGAGCGUCUAGCUUACCUGGACCAGGACCCGGAGGGCGUGCCGCUCUCGGACCUGCCGCUGGACACGGACGGCAUCUACAGCGGUCUCGAGGUAGAGCGCGCCAAGCUGAUGCUGAAGGACCCGGUCAAGGAUGCGAAGCAAAUCGAAGGUCUUGAGGACCGCCUGAACGAGCGGGCGCACGAGCUGGCGCAUCAAGUUCUGAAGGACGACUUGAGGAACGUGGAUCCCAAGCCGCAUGGGAUUCCUAUUGAGGCAGUGAAGCCGCACAACAACCCAGACUUUCACAAGCUGGCCACACGCGCGCGAGAGCUCUGCAAGGACCCACGCCGAAACGCUGACAAACUUGCCACCGUCAAGGAGCAGAUGAACAAUUUGGCGAACCAGAUGGCGGCCGAGAUGCUCGGCAAUGACCGUGGCUAUCUCGACCCUGAGCCAGAAGGCGUUCCCGUUGAGGUCAUAGCGCUUGACGAGGACCCAGUGUUUCACGAGAUGGAGGUGCAGCGUGCGGUGCUGGUUGCACAGGACCCGGUGAAGAACAGGCAGGCGAUCGCCGAGCUUGAGGAGCGGCUCAACGACUGCGCACACGGGCUGGCUGAGGCGCAGAAGCGGAAGGACCUGCAUGGCUUGAACAACGCCCCGCUCGGUGUACCCGUGUCGCUGCUGAAUCCUCAUGGUGACCCACGUUUUGCUGCGAAGCUACCUGAGCUGCGGGCGCAGAAGAAGGAGUGCUCUCCGCGCCACCAGUCACGCCUGAACGACACGCAGGCGAAGUUGGACGAUAUCCUUGAAGAACUCGCCGCCGACUACCUUGAGCAGGAUCGCGGGCAGUAUCUUGACCCGAAUCCGGGGGGCAUCCCGGUGACGGCGCUUCCGUUGUACGCGGACCCAGAGUUUCGCCAACUCGAGGCGGAGCGACUGGACCUGAUCAGCAAGAACCCCAAAGUCAACAAGGACGCCAUCAAGGACCUGGAGGCGGCGCUGAACGAGCGUGCUCGCGAAGUGGCGCGAGAUAAGCGCAAGGGCGACCGUGCGUACCUUGACCCUGAGCCGCUCGGCGUACCGCUCGACGUGCUGCCGCUCGACACAGACCGCCAGUUCAGCGAUCUGGAGGCGAAGCGCGCCGGGCUAAAGAUGAAAGAUGCGGCCAAAAACGCCGCCGCAAUUCACGACUUGGAGGAUCAGCUGAACGAUCGCGUGAACCAGCUUGCUGAGGACCAGAUCACAGAGGACCUGCGCGCGGUGGAUCCGACGCCGGGCGACAUUCCAGUGCGGAUGCUGAAGCCGCACGACGAUCCUGAGUUCGCGCGGAUGGUGAACGCCUUGCGCUUGCUAAAGGCCGACCCGUCGGCCGACCCAAAUAAGGUGUCGGACCUGGAGCAGGACAUGAGCGACCGCGUGCACGAGCUGGCGGACGACGCGCUUACGGGCAACCGUCCGAUGUACCUCAACCCCAAGCUGGAUGGAAUCCCGGUCGAGUCACUGCCGCUUGACUCCGACCCCCUCUACCACCGACUGGAGGUUGAGCGGGCGAAGCUUGUGCUGCAGGACCCCAAGAAGAACCAGGCGAAGAUCGCUGACCUCGAGGAUCGCCUCAGGGACCGGGCGCACGAGCUGGCAAAGGAGCAGCGAGCGCGCGACCUACAGGACUUGAAUGAGGCGCCGCGCGGUAUCCCGGUGGAGCUGCUGAACCCUCACGACGACGAGACGUUCGCGACACUCGCUUCGCAGCGCCGUGACCCGAAGAACACACUGAGGACGUCGAAGGACAACGGCGGCGUCAACGGCGAUCCGACGCACGACCUGCUCAACGAGCGCCUAGACGAACUGGCGAGGCAGAUGCUGGAGGGCGAUCGCGACUACCUGGACUCCAAUCCGGAGGGCGUACCGCUGCAUGUGCUGCUGCUUAACGAGGACCCUGAGUUUCACGAGAUGGAGGUGCACCGUGCGGUGCUGAAGAUGACGAGCCCAAAGAAGAACGCAGCGGCCGUGAAAGACUUGGAGGAUCGACUGAACGACCGCGCUCACAAGCUGGCGAAGGACGUGUUGAAUGGCGACCGCGGCUACCUCGCCCCUGAGCCGAAGGGUGUACCACUGAUGGAUCUGCCGCUGGACAAAGACCCGCAGUUCCACCAGAUGGAGGUGGAGCGAGCCAAGCUGAAGGCGCAGGACCUGAAGAAGAAUUCCGACAAGAUCAAGGCUCUGGAGGACAGGCUGAACGACCGCGCCGAAGAGCUCGCCGAAGCCCAGAAGAGGGAGGAUUUCCGCAACCUGGAUGGCAGGCCGCGCGGUAUACUGCUGGAGUUGCUGCGCCCGCACGACGAUGCAGAUUUUGCGUCGCACUUGCCCGAGCUGCGUCGGCUGAAAAAUGAGCAGCCAGACCACCCAAGGAUCAAGGACCUCCAGGUGAAGCUGGACAACCGCGCAGAUGAGCUGGCCAAGGCCCAAGUGGACCGCGACCGUGCCUUCCUGGACCCUGAGCCGGAAGGUGUUCCGUUGGCCCAGCUGCUGCUUGACAGCGACCGACACUUCACAGACCUGGAGAAGCAGCUGCGUCAGGCGAAACAGGACCCGAAGCGCAACAUGGACAGGAUUAAUGACCUGCAGGACGCUAUGAACAUGCGCUCGCACGAGUUGGCUCGCGAUCUACUCAAGGGUGACCGCGGCUACCUCGACCCCGAGCCGGAGAACGUGCCGAUUGCCGAUGUCCCGAUCGAUACAGAUUCGGAGUUCCGCGAGUUGGAGGCGCGGCGCGCGAAGCUGAAGGAAGACCCGAAGCUCAACGCGGACAAAAUAAAGGAGCUGGAGGGCAAACUGAAUGACCGUGCGCACGCGCUGGCCAAGGCACAAAAGGAGGCGACUCGCAGCUUCCUCAAUCCCACCUCGCACCGCGUGUCGAAGGCACUGUUGCCGCUGGACGAGGACGCGCCAUUCGUGAAGAUGGAGCAGCAGCUGCGGCGCCUCAACAGGGACCCGAAGCGCAGCGCCAGCGCCAUUGAAAACCUCAAGGGCAUGAUGCAGGACCGGGCUGAUGAACUGGGCGAGAACAUGGUGAAGGGCGACCGCGACAAGUACCUCGACUCAAACCCUGAGGGCGUGCCGGUCGGCUAUCUGCCGCUGGACUCCGACCCGCAGUACAGUGAUGCGGAGCUGAAGCGUGCUGUCCUCAAGGCUCAGAACCCGAGGGAUAACGCAGUCCAGAUCGCCGACCUCGAGAGGAUGCUCAACGAUCGCGCUGCUGAACUCGCCAAGGAUCAGCGUCAGAAAGACCGCGCCUUCCUGGACCCUGAGCCGGAGGGCAUUCCAAUCACCGAUGUGCCCCUCGACAACGACCCCAACUUCCUGCGACUGGAGGACUACCUCCGCAAACUCAAGAAAGACCCCAGGCGCAGCGCCGACGCCAUCGUCAGCACCCAAGAAAGCAUGAACGACCGGGCCCACGAGCUGGCCAAGGGUGUGGUUGCCGAGGACCUCGCGUGCUUGCCGCGUGCGGCGUACCGUAGCAUUCCGAGGGAGGAGCUGAACCUCCACUCGUACAUGAAGUUUAGCGGCGCGGCGAACCGGUGGCGCGACGCGUCGCGCCACCGCCUCCCUACGACAGAAAUACAGCUCUUCGCGGAUGAGAUGGACAGGAUCGCCAGCGAGAUUGCUGAUGACGUGAUCAACGCCGAGCGUGCCUUCCUCGACCCUGAGCCGGAGGGCAUGGCGAUCGCCGACCUUCCGCUCGAUACGGACAAGGAGUUCGCCGCCCUUGAAGCAGAGCGUCGGCGCCGUGCCAAGGACCCGCGUGCAGCGAAGCGUAACAAAGAUGUCAUUCGUGACUUGGAGGACAAGAUGAACGACCGCGCGCACCAGCUGGCCAAGGAGAAUUUUGUAAAGCAGCGUGACUUCAUGGACCAGGAGCCGGAGGGCGUGCUGUUGGAGCGGCUGCUGCUUGACACCGAUCCGGAGUUCAAGGACGCGGAGAUUGCGCGCUACAAGGCCAAGAAGGACCUGAAGUUCGACCCAAAGAAGGUGGCGGCGCUGGAAAAGCGCAUGAACGACCGAGCCCAUGAGCUGGCCGAAGCCGAGCUGGCGAAGGACCGCGCCUUCCUCGACCCUGAGCCCGAAGGCGUGCCGCUGGCGGAUCUUCCUCUUAGCGACGACCAGGUGUUUAACGAGCUGGCGAAGCAGCGUCAGACGCUCAAGAACACUCGGAGAAGUCGCGACCCUGAUGUCAAGGACCUGGAGGAGAAGAUGAACGACCGUGUCCACUGCAUUGCGAAGGACUUCCUCAACAAGAACCGCAGCUACCUCAACCCGGAGCCGCAGAACGUGCCCAUCGCGGAUAUUCCUCUCAACCGUGACAUGAUCUUCCGCGACAUGGAGAGCGGCCUGAUGAAGGCGAAAAAGGACCCCCGCAGCAAUGCGGGUAAAAUUACCGAGCUACAGGACGAUCUCAACAGCCGCGCAGACGACCUCGCGAAGGACCUGUUGCGCAAGGAGCGUGCACAUCAGGAGCAGGAGCCGCUGGGUGUGUUACUGGAGGAGCUACCCCUUAACUAUGACCCAAUUCUUAACCCACUGGAACGCAAGCGCCGCGACCUCAAGAAGAACUCGAAGCGGAACACGGACGCACUGCGCAGCCUCGAGUUGGAGAUUGCGGCGCGUGUCGAUGACAUCGCGCGUGACUUUUUGGCGAAGGCGCGCGCCUUCCUAGACCAGGAGGUGGAAGGGGUUCCGCUGGAGCGCCUGCCACUGUCAGAGGACAAAGAGUUCCGUGACAUGGAGAAGGACCUGCGCGCGCUGAAGAAGCAGCCAGCAAAGAACAAGGACGCCAUCGAGGACCUCGAGGAGCGCAUGAACGAUCGCACUCACGUCCUGGCCAAGGACUACCUCGCGAAGGAACGCGACUACCUCGGGAAGGAGUUGCUCGGUAUGCCGGUGGAGGAGCUACCACUCAACGAGGACUCGACUUUCCGCGAUCUGGAGGAGAAGCGGCGCGCCCUAAAGAAAGACCCGCGCGGUAACGCCAAGGCUAUUAAGGAUCUGGAGGAUAAGCUGAACGAUCGUGCUGAGCAGCUGGCGCAGCGGAAGCUCGACCAUGAGCGCGCCUUCCUCGAUGCCAAGCCCGAGGGCAUCUUCCUAAAGGACCUCGCGCUGGACAAGGACAAGGCAUUCAAGGACAUGGAGAAGCAACUGCUUCAGCUGCGCAAGGAUCCGCGCAGGAACGCGAACGCGAUUCGGGACAUGGAGGAUGACAUGAAUGAUCGCGUUCACACACUGGCAAAGCGCCAGCUGGCGGACGACCGGAACUUCCUCAACCCGGAGCCUCGUGGUGUGCCGCUGGUCGACCUCGCCCUGGACGAUGACCUGGAGUUCCGCAAGACGGAACUGGCGCGUCGUGAGGCCAAGAAGAACGGAAAGGGUGCUGACAAGGUGCGCGAGCUGGAGGAUAUGCUGAACGAGCACGCCGACCGCAUCGCCAGCGAGUACCUCAAGAAGGACCGCGCCUACCUCGACCCCGAGCCGGAGGGUGUGCCGCUGGAGGAGCUGCCGCUCGACACGGAUCCCGACUUCCACGGCAUGGAGGUGGACCGCCGCAAGCUGAACAAGGACCCCGCUAAGAACUCCCGGACCAUCAAGGACCUUGAGGAACAACUUAACAACCGUGCGCACGAGCUGGCCAAGGACAAGAAGGGAUACCAGGACCCGGAAUUCCACGAGGCGAACGAGGAUAUAGCCGAGCAGUGGCCGCGCAUUCGCGAACUGUACCCGGAAGGGGUGUACGACCCGGUGACGCCGGACGCCACACUGCCAUCGGACAUCUCGUCCGCCCAGCAGGACAUGGGCUUUCUCGCGCCGUUCAUCGCGGCCUUGGCACGUCACACAGUGCUUAUCUCACGUCUUUUCCAGGACAAGGCGCAUCCGCAAAACCAGCCGUACCGUGUGACACUCUUCAACCCGGACAGCUCGCCUGUCACGGUGGAGGUGGACGACCGCGUACCGUGCGACGACAAGCGGGAGCCGAAGUUUACACAGGUGCCGUCACGCAUGUGGUACCCGCUGCUACUGGAGAAGGCGUACGCCAAGUUUGUCGGCGGCUACGAGAACUUCAACAACUGCAAUGCCCACGACACACUGCGCGAUUUGACGGGUCGACCGGUGCUGCACAUCUCCCUCGAGGACCCGAAACACGCGGUGGCGACAAACAUGGGCGACUACACGACGCCGGUCUUCUGGCGUCGUGUCAUGGAGGAUCUCGACCGCGGCGACGUGUUUGUGUGCGUGGCGAACAGCAACGUGCCAAACGGCCUGCAUCCGCAGUGUAGCUACGCGCUGCUAGACGUGGUGGAGGUGAAGCCGGGCACGAACGACCCCUCGGAUAUCGUGAUCAAGGUGCACAACUGUUACAUGGAUGCCCCAUACUACAACGGACCGUUGCGCAAGGGCGAUAGCAACUGGACGGCGGAUGUGAAGCGAGCGUGCGACUUCUCGCAGAGCGAUAAUGACGUGAUCUACAUGCCGUUGCCCACCUUUCUUGCCAACUUUAGCUGCAUGCAGCGCUGCCAUAUCAACUGCGGUGAUCGCCUCAGCUCGCCUGGGGAAUGGAACGACUAUACGGCUGGGGGUACGUCCAAGUACACGACCUUCCGCAGCAACCCCAUCUAUCUCGUAGAGAACAAGACGUCGCGGCCGGCCACGAUUCUCGCCGAGGUACGCCACACGGGCCCGCUAUACGUGGACGAGACGAACUGUAAGCAGUACCCCUACACUGGGCUCACUCUCAUGCAACCGUCAAAUGCGAAGUUGCCGCCAACGCCGUUUAUCACGAAUGGAACGCACAAGUUCCUGCAGAAGGGUAUGAUGCUGGACUCACGCGAGGUGUGCGCCGAAAUGGAGCUGCCGCCCAGCUCGACGUCCUACCUUAUUCCGUACACGAAGGACCGCGGCACGAUGGGCGAGUUCUUCGUCUCCAUCUACCCGGACAUGGCCAAGGUCACAUUGACGCCACUUCGACACGCUGGCCUCACCUUGAAGCCGCUCCGUACCAGGCUUACCCUACAGCCCGGUGACGAAGAGGGGGAACGGCUGGAUUUCAUGGUGAACGACGCGAGCGAUGUUCACAUACUGCUGCACCAGACGAAGAUAUCGGACCCGAACAGCAUCCGCAAAGGCGAUGUCGUGGGCGAGGAUGAGGUGACCAUGACAGUCUUCAACGAAUAUGGCAUCAGGAUUGGCACGACUGGCGACUCGAGCAACGCGCGCGAGCACGCUCUCAUCUUCAAGGCCCCGCAAGGCGGCCGCUACUCGCUGCUCGUGAGCUGCGUGGCGUCCUCGACUAGGGAGCCAUGCACAGCGAACCUGGAGAUAUACACGCCGACGGACGUGAGCGCUGACUUCGUGCCGGUCGCACCGGACGCGAAGCCGCUGAAUGGACACGCGCAGUCGCGCUUCCCUGCGCUCUCGCGAACGGCGACGGCCCCUGGUGCGUCGCGUGGUGCCAGCCGCAGUGGAAGCAACGUGCGCCGCACCGACUCUCUGCCGCCGAUCAACCAGCGAUCUGUUAGCAGCCGUCGCGGCAGCCGCGAGGAGACCAGACGUCGCCCCAGCCGUAGCCGCCGUUAG
This is a messenger RNA of Leishmania braziliensis MHOM/BR/75/M2904, 18495 nucleotides long. RefSeq names its product putative calpain-like cysteine peptidase. Lineage: Eukaryota; Euglenozoa; Kinetoplastea; Trypanosomatida; Trypanosomatidae. Gene Ontology annotation, biological process: proteolysis. The record is from RefSeq and is a predicted model, not a curated record. The coding region runs from base 1 to 18495 and encodes 6164 amino acids. Gene Ontology annotation, cellular component: cytoplasm. Gene Ontology annotation, molecular function: calcium-dependent cysteine-type endopeptidase activity. The transcript has a single exon.